Molecule: messenger RNA, 1505 nt
Organism: Dichomitus squalens LYAD-421 SS1
Lineage: Eukaryota; Fungi; Basidiomycota; Agaricomycetes; Polyporales; Polyporaceae
Product: NAD(P)-binding protein
Exons: 4
Coding region: 90-1088 (332 amino acids)
Source: RefSeq, a predicted model, not a curated record
CUUGUCACUGAAAUACGACUUGCCAUCGCAUUCCCCGCACUCCCAAGAGCUAGACCUGCAACUCGGACCUCAGUAUCCACAACGACUGCAUGUACAGCGAUAACAGGCCUCUCGUGCUCGUAGUCGGCGCAACUGGCCGCACUGGUUGGAGCAUCGCCCAGGGCCUUCUCGCAUCCGGCAACUUCCGUGUGGCCGCGCUCGUCCGGCGAGCUUCUCUUUAUUUCCGCUCCACAGAAGCACUGCGCACGUCCGGGGUCGAGGUCCGCGUGGGGGACGUCAAGGACAGCGUCCAAACGCUGUCGCUGGCCUUGCAGGGCGUCGAUACCUUGAUCAGCGCGAUUCCACGAGCGCUCAUCCCGGAACAGAAGGGACUCUUGGUUGCUGCGAGGAUGGUGGGAGUGCAGCGCGUCAUCCCUUGCGAUUGGAGUACCCCGGGGGCCAGGGGCGUGCGAGAGGUCCUGGAUCAGAAAAUCGCCAUCCACGAGUUCAUCCAGCAGCUCGAGCUCCCGUUCACAUUCAUCGACGUAGGAUGGUGGAUGCAAGCCUACCUGCCACUGCCGCAGCGAAGCGUUGUCCCCGAGCACUGCAGAGCCAACACCGAGACGAUCGUCAGGAGAGGGGAGGCGAAGAACCUCGUGACGGACUACAGACGAAUCGGGAUAUAUGUCGCGCGGAUCAUUGCGGAUCCGCGCACGGUGAACCGGUCGGUGAUCGUGUGGGAGGACGAGGUAAGCCAGAGGCGGGCGCACCAGCUCGCGGAGCGAUAUUCGGGAGAGGCAGAUUUCAUCCGGUCUCGGCGCGUUUUCGUCAGUCGGGAUUACUUCCUCAAGAAAGCGGCGGAGACGAGGAGAAAGAUUGGCCAGGACCCGUCGAAGGCGACACCGGCCGACCACGUUACAUUGUCGUUCAGCGAGGAUAUGCACAGCAUGUACGUGCUGGAGGAGAACACGUUGGGGAACGCCAAGCGGCUCGGGUACCUGGACGUGCGGGAGUUGUAUCCGGAUUUGCCGCGGUACACAUUCAAGCAAUGUGCGAAGGAGUUUUACCGGCUACCGCGACCGGGCGAGGACCACAAGUCGUGUGGAUGAGGAUAUUUGCAUGAGCUAUCGAGAACAUGCCCUUGUACGUCAAAAUUCCUACAUAUUGUGCAUCCCUGAUUUCAGCGCAUCCAGAGUCGUGAGCACACAUGGACCAUUGUGUCAGCAUCGCACGUACUUGGACAUGAUCACGAGGAGUCCGUCUCUGAAGUGUCAUUAGCCUAUCCAGCCUGCUGUCAUGUGCGCCGUGGACCUUGGCCUCCCUACCGCGCAUGACGUUCAUAGUUGAACAAGGUCAUGGCCGCAGUCGAGAUGAGCAAGACCGAGCGGUGUCUUUUUUGGGAUCGCUCCUGUCAAGUCACCGCGCAGUGAUUAAGGUUCUGUCCUUGGGUCCCGCAUACAUGGUAGCUAUCUCCUGAGCCUUACGACCAUCUGGGGAAUACACCCGCAGAUGACGCUAGAUGGCAG